AAUAUAAAAUAGAGUUCAUAGAUUAAAAUUAAAAAAAUUAUAGUUGAAAAAGAAAUGUAAGUAUUUUGUUUCACGUGGCAAUAUAAGAAUGAUCAGAGUGAAAUCAGAUGAAAUAAAAUGAUUAUAAAGUGCAAAAUAUAAACAAGCCUUGUUACCAUCUAGCUAAAAGCAGGGUUUCAUAUCAAGUUAGGGAGAAGGUGGCUGUUUUGUGAUGCUAUGUGAAUCAAGUUUCGGAAAACGAAGAGAUCCAAAAAUAGAAUUGUAGUUCAUCUUGAAUGUUACCAUUAAUAGGCAUGAGCUAGCCAUGAUAAGCAGCAUGUCAGCUUGUGUUUCUAUAUAGAUGCUAACCAUUCCCUUUCAAGGAUUAGUAGUGAAGUUGCCGAAGAUGUCAACUCAUUACAAGGCUUUCCAUCAAUGCCGAGUUGAAACGGAGAAGCCCAAAGAUAAGCUUGCGUGAUCUUCAACCGUGCAGUUUGGGCAUGAACAGAUUUAACCUAGCUUUUGGGCUCUAUUGUGUAUCUGAACCAUUGGACAAAAACUAUUAAAAGCAGGCAGCACCCCAGAGGGUUUUCAUCAAAUAAUCAGGCCGUUUCGCAAAUUUUUCCCCAAUCCUAUCUGUUUCUGCAUUUGUUGAUUUGCAUGAUGAUGCCUGAUAGAUUUAGCUGGUUAGUUUGGAAUUGUUGGUUGAAUUGAAAAAUUAUAGUAUUUUGAAGAAAAGUACGUAUUCGAAAACAUUAAAGCGAUAUAAAUCAGUGUUUCUAUUCCGAUCGCCUGUUUGAGAUGUGUAGAUAUGAGAUUAUGUGGAGGGGUUAAUGUUCACAAAUUGACCUCAGGUAAUGGGACAGACACGGAGGCGAUAAGAAAACUCUGGUGGGGUACACAACAUGAGGUCUGUAUCUCACCAAUCACGCUCUCUAGAUAAGAGAGGAAUCCAGACAACAUAAUUCAAUUGGACCUUAUUUGGUUCGCUUCACAUCAAAUCUCUAUGCCAAAAGCCAACUGAUCAAACCCUAUUUCUCUUCCACAGAAGCUCCCACCAUCCCACAAAAUCUCCCCCUUGAGGAUCAGCAGCAGAAACUGAAUCGCAAAAUAUCAAAUGGCAGCAAGCGUUUCAACAAUGGCCAUGCUCAAUGCAAAAUGCCUGAGCAUCAGUUCAACCAAGAUGGUCAACCCACCAAAGCCAACCGCAAAACCCAUCUCCCUUCUCUCCAUGCAGAACCUCCCCAAAGGCCUCACCAUGUCAAAACCAGCUGACAACUCGAACCUCCCUUCUUCACUAGCGAGCACUACCAUUGCCGGAGCUAUCUUUUCAACCUUGAGCUCAUGUGAUCCUGCCUUUGCCGCACAACAGAUUGCUGAAAUAGCUGAAGGAGAUAACCGGGGGCUAGCUCUAUUGCUUCCCAUAAUCCUAGCCAUAGCUUGGGUACUCUUCAACAUCCUCCAGCCAGCACUUAAUCAGCUGAACCGAAUGAGGAGCACCAAGGGGGUGAUUGUUGGGCUAGGACUUGGGGGAUUGGCUGCAUCAGGAUUCAUGUCAACAUCAGAAGCAUCAGCCAGUGAAAUCGCCAUGAUUGCUGAUGCUGCAUCUAGUGACAACAGGAGUACCCUUCUUCUUUUUGUUGUAGCUCCAGCUCUUCUUUGGGUGGCCUACAACAUUCUGCAACCGGCUUUGAACCAACUUAACAGGAUGAGGUCUCAGUGAGAUAUGGGUUUUUUUAGGGGCAUGAUGACAUGUAAAUUACCUGUAAUUGCACCAUAUGUUAAUGAAACUCUCUUUUACUCGAAAACAAAUUUUCCUUUCCAUGAUUUGAACUGUAAGUCUGAAAAGUGAAAAACUUAAAAAGAAUGUUUCCCUUUUUUAUAAUGUUUUAAGAACUGAGAAUAUGUUAAUCAUUGUUUGUAAAUGAUCAUAAUUAUAUAUUUACAUGAGAA
This is a messenger RNA of Durio zibethinus, 1932 nucleotides long. RefSeq names its product photosystem II reaction center proteins PsbY, chloroplastic-like. The record is from RefSeq and is a predicted model, not a curated record. Gene Ontology annotation, molecular function: manganese ion binding. Gene Ontology annotation, cellular component: photosystem II; membrane; chloroplast thylakoid. Lineage: Eukaryota; Viridiplantae; Streptophyta; Magnoliopsida; Malvales; Malvaceae. Gene Ontology annotation, biological process: photosynthesis; cell redox homeostasis.